Molecule: messenger RNA, 2269 nt
Organism: Sinocyclocheilus grahami
Lineage: Eukaryota; Metazoa; Chordata; Actinopteri; Cypriniformes; Cyprinidae
Gene: dele1
Product: DAP3 binding cell death enhancer 1
Exons: 12
Coding region: 92-1522 (476 amino acids)
Biological process (GO): extrinsic apoptotic signaling pathway via death domain receptors
Cellular component (GO): mitochondrion
Molecular function (GO): protein binding
Source: RefSeq, a predicted model, not a curated record
UCACCGAGCCGCUGCUGUAACUCGUGACUGUCAGACAGCAUCAUGGCGUGAGUUUAUUAAUCCUCAUAAACUCACAGAAACAACAGCAGACAUGUGGAGGAUUCAGAGUUUGGUGGGCAGAGUGGUGAGCCGUUGCCAUGGAAACGCUCCGCUGCGGCUCUCGCAGGGUCAUCACGUGGAGGACGAGGUCCUCAGCUCCUCCAUCCUGAGCAGCGGACGACACGCGUCUGACAGCAGCAGUUCUCACGGUUCUCACGAUCAGAAAAAGAAGCGAACAUCUCAGUUCUGCUACACUGGUCUGCCGAGAUACACCGCUCUCGAUGCAGUGGGAUGGGGCGCCGCUGCGGUUCUCUUCAUGCAGCUCUGUCGCAGGAUUCACUCUCGGCUGUCCUCGCACGUGGAUCAGAACCCUGGACCGGCCCGGAUACGGAAAUGCUCCUACAAAGUCCUGAUUGAGAUCUUGUCCCGGCCGCAUGCUUUAUCCGGCGGUGUGACGGUGAGGUGCCUGCAGACCCCAGACAGCGGCUCCGGUGACCGUAGUCAUGGUAACGGUGAUGGAGACACGACCUCUGACCUGCAGACGGCGCACAGCUCUGAUGACCAGCAGGAGGAGCCGGAGAGCGCCGCGUCACUCUGCGAUGAAACUCUUUUUCCUGAACAACCGAAACCAGAGGAAGGUGUUUCUCUCGAUGCAGCAGCGCAGAAUCUGCGAAGCGUGGCAGACGCCAGCGUUCCCGUAAUCCUCAACAUCAUCGGUCUGGAGAGCGCGAGAGCGGGCGACUACGAGACGGCCUUCUCCUGUUUUCUGGCCUCGGCGCAGCACGACUACAGCAAAGCUCAGUUUAACCUGGGAGUUUGUUACGAGAAGGGACGAGGAGCACAGACGGACCUCAGCAAGGCGGUGCAUUAUUACAGCCGCGCCGCAGCCGCUGGUCACCGGCAGGCUCAGUAUCGCUGCGCUAAACUCCUCCUGAACAGCAGAGGGCAGCAGAGCUCAGAGACGGAUGCAGCAGCGGCGCUCAACUUCCUGCAGGCGGCCGCAGACGCCGGACUCACUGAGGCUCAGGUGUAUCUGGGUGUGGUUUUGUCUCAGCGUCCGGACUGUGAUGAGAAGAAGUGCGUUCAUUAUUUCAGGAUGGCGGCUGAGAGCGGGGACACCGCGGCUCUCGUGUGUCUGGCUCAGUGCUACGAGACGGGUUUCGGCGUGUCUCCGUGUGUCCAAACCGCCGUCAGUCUGUAUCAUCAGGCAGCAGCCAGAGGAAACCAGCAGGCCAGAGACGUUCUGAGAGACAGACACAGCCGAGACGUGCUGCGCUCGAUCCGAUCGGCUCCGUGCUUCUCUGUGAUUGGCCAGCUGAAUCUCAACUCCAUGUUUCCUCAAGAGAAGCCCCGCCCACAGCAGCGACCUGGCUGCCAAUCACAGCCGCUUCCUCAUUCCUGGAGCACAGGGAGUCUGAGUGUGUCGCUUCAGAUGCUCAGUGCUGAAAGCAGCCGCAAAGUUUGGACGCUCGGGGUGCGAUAGCGUGAUCACUUCACCUCUCAUCUCAUAAUCACAUAAGCAGCUUAUUUGACCGAUACAAACGCAUGCACAAGCAUGUAGCCAUUAGAAACGCACACAGAAACUGCCUGAUCUGACCGAUGAAUGUUCUCAGCCAAUCAGAGCAGAGCUGGAGCGUUCCGAGCUCAGUGAUUGGCUGGUUAGGAUGUCAUAGAUUAUUCAUGAGCUUUCGUUUCAGCCACUCUAAAUGUAUUUUGCCAGUGGGAAGUGUUUGGUUUUGUAUAUAUAUAUAUAUAUAUAUAUAUGUGUGUGUUUGGUUGUGGAGAGAACGUCUGAAUACAGUGGAAUGAGUGUUUUUACUGAGCGUGUAGAAAGGGAUGUGCCAGAGUAAGCUUAUCUUUAUAUUUUUCGUGUAUAAUCGUGUCUUUAAACUGUCUUGUGGAGGUCAUUUUCUUGUUUUCUGUGCUAUUCGGACACAUUGUUUACGUGAUUAUAUUAAAACAGUAAGCUCACAUAUUCAUUCAGAAGCAGAAGAAUGAUCGGUUAUCAAAAAUUAACAACAAAACCAUGUGAUCGGCACCGUUUACAUGUGCCAGUGGUUUAAUUAACAUGUGCCUUAAACAGAUGUGCAGUUCAUGGAAAGCCAGUGGUAUAUCAGAGCUAGAACUUUGUGUUGUUUGUAUGUAUCUUGUAUCUUUGUAUGUUUAGCAUUAUGAGUGUUAUUGAGUGUCAUCUCACCUUAAAACACUGUCUAAACUACAAUAAAGACUU